Molecule: messenger RNA, 791 nt
Organism: Salvelinus sp. IW2-2015
Lineage: Eukaryota; Metazoa; Chordata; Actinopteri; Salmoniformes; Salmonidae
Product: IDNK gluconokinase
Cellular component (GO): cytoplasm
Molecular function (GO): gluconokinase activity
Source: RefSeq, a predicted model, not a curated record
ACAACCUGCAGAGCUGUUUUCCUGUACAUGAUCUACACUGGAGCGUCUGGGCUUCGCCUGGGCAUCAGGCCGUACUGACACCCAGCGAAAUGAUAUAUGUUAUAAUGGGAGUGUCUGGCUGCGGAAAGACAACACUAGGGGCCUUCCUGUCGCACAAGCUCGGGUGGCCGCUGCACGAGGGAGAUGACUUUCACCCGCGGGAAAAUGUUGAGAAAAUGGCUCGUGGGGAGCCUCUGACUGACCAGGACAGACUGCCUUGGCUGCUGAAACUGCAUGCUGUCAUUCAAAGGGAGAGGUCUUCAGGGGGUGAUGCCAUCAUGGUGUGUUCAGCUCUGAGGCGACUUUACAGGCAGGUUCUGCUGUUUGGCUCCGAGGCCCUGACCURCAGCUCGGACACAGCAGGCCUGCACAUGUGCAGCCUGCCCGGCGUCUGGUUCCUCUUCCUGUACGGGACAUAUGAUCUGAUCCAUGCAAGGAUGGUGGCCCGGAGGGGACAUUUCAUGCAGCCUGGUCUCCUGCGCUCUCAGUUUGAUGUUCUGGAGCCACCGGCGGAAGAGGAGAACACGUUGCUGCUUGAUAUUCGGAGGAGCACGGAUGACAUCUGCAGGGAGAUACAGGAGCAUCUCCGCCAACUUUCAUAACCAGRGAUCAUGAUCAUGGACUCUCAAAUCAAAGACAACAUACUGGACUGCACUGUGUGYUACAAAACAAUUACAUAUCAUGUCAGACUUUUAUAUUAUUUUAUUUUACAAAGCACAAUAAAUCCGUUUCUGAUUAUAUGACACAUGCUA